CCGGCUGGUGUUUGACAUUGGGACUUUGUAAAGUGGACCUGCGCACACAGAGAGAAUGAGGACACCGUGUCUCCUGCUACCGCUGCUCCUCUGCUCCUCCGCCGUGGAGGUGCCGCAGACCGCCCAAACUGUCAAGGAGUACUUCAUAGCAGCGGUGGAGAUCGGCUGGGACUACAUCCACCUGGACGAUGGGGACCGCGCAUCCCGGGACAGCGGGAGCUUUAAACCCAUUCCUCAAAAGCACAUCAAGGCAGUUUACAGGGAGUAUAAAGAUGCUACAUUCACUGUCCUCAGACCAAGACCAGCCUGGACAGGUAUUCAGGGCCCAGUGAUUGUGGCCCAGGCUGGUGAGAGAGUUGUGGUCCACUUUAAAAACCUGGCGUCUCAGCCCUACAGCAUCAGCCCUGUGGGGAUCACCUACUGGAAGCAGUCUGAAGGAGCUGGAUAUGAUGACUCCACAGCAGGGCAAGAGAAGGAGGAUGAUGCUGUCCAACCUGGCGGAUAUUAUGAGUAUGUCUGGGACAUCAGUCCCAACGAUGGUCCAACCAUCAGUGACCCUGACUGCCUCACGUACUUAUACUCCUCCCAGGUGGACGUUGUCCGAGACAUUAACUCUGGACUCAUCGGCGCCCUGCUCAUUUGUAAACCAAGUGCCUUCACAGAGGAUGGCCAGCGGACACUCCAAGCAUUUGUCCUUCUGUUUGCCGUGUUUGACGAGACUAAAAGCUGGUACGGAGAGGUGGGAGAGAGGACGAAGAGGGAGAAGUUCAGAAGAAGCGACGGCAGGAAGGAAUACCACACCAUCAAUGGAUAUGUCAACUCCACUUUACCUGGUUUAACAGUUUGUAAGGGCAAUAAUCCAGUGUCUUGGCAUAUGAUCGGAUUAGGCACUACUCCAGAGAUCCACACCAUUCGCUUCCAGGAUCACACGCUGCAGGUACUGACCCAUCGUAAAGUCACAGUGGAAAUGACUCCACUGACAUUCGUCACUGCAGAAAUGAGACCUACAGCUAUAGGCCAGUUCCUAUUCAGCUGUCAGAUCCAUGCUCAUCGCUAUGAUGGCAUGAAUGCAUUGUUCUCGGUGGAGAAAUGUCCCGAUCCCGUCAUCAAAGAGCUGCGAAACGUCAAACAUGAUGAUAACAGCAAAGAGGGCGAGGAGGGGAGUGAUGAAGACCGCGAUUUUAUGUUCAACACAGUUCACUUUCUGCCCAAGACACCUCAAGUCCAAGCCAGAUCCAGCAGAGGACCGCCAUUCAACACAUGGACCCAUUUUCUUGCCGCUGAGGAAGUCGAUUGGAACUAUGCUCCUCAUCUGAAACCCACAGACAGUGAAUUACAGUCCAGAUAUUUAUCCGGAUCUCCCCACCACCUUGGCUACACAUAUAAAAAGGUUGUGUAUGUGGAAUACACUGAUGAAUCCUUCACUAAGAGGAAAAAUCCCUCGGAGACCCUGAUGGGUCCUAUACUGAAAGGAAGAGUCAACGAUGAGAUCUACAUUGUGUUUAAAAACUUAGCCAGUCGCCCUUUCAACAUCUACCCCAAUGGCCUUACCAAGAUUCUCCCAUGGCCGGGAUCCACUAAUGCUGCUUUGAAAGACCUGCGCUCAUUGGGGGUUCCCCCCAACAAGACGUUUGGCUAUAUUUGGAGGCUAACCUCAGACGACGGACCCUUGGAGGGAGACCCCCAGUGUCUCACUCAGCUGUAUCAAAGCACCAUCUCCCCAGAGCAGGACCUGGCCUCUGGGUUGGUGGGCACCCUGCUCAUCUGCAAGUACAAGGCUAUAGACAGCAGAGGCAAUCUGCUGGGCCUAGACGAGAAGAUGAGUCUGAUAUUUGUUGUGUUUGAUGAGAACAGAAGUUGGUACUUUAAAGAAAACAUGCAGAGGUCAGCUCGAAAGUCCUACAACACAACAAACCCUGAGUUCUAUGAGUCCAAUGUCAUCUAUAGUAUAAACGGCAUCAUGUUUAGUGGGCGUCAGUUUGUCAUGUGUGAGACAGAUGUCCGUUUCUGGCACGUGGCCAACGUGGGAACCGGGAGUGAAUUCCUCUCCAUUUACUUCACCGGAAACCUGUUUCAGCAUCAAGGCCUCUACCAGUCUGUUCUCACCCUUUUCCCCAUGACGGCGGUAACUAUUCCCAUGGAGACAGAAAUGAUCGGUGAAUGGGAGAUAAGUGCCUUUGACAGCAAGCUCAGGAGCCGGGGAAUGAGCAUCCGUUACACCGUUCGUGCCUGCAACGAUGGAGAGUUUUCUCUGGUCGACCAUAAUGUGGAUGAAGAUAUAUCAGAUUACUACGACGACAUAUUUCAGCAGCCGAGGGGCUUGAGACCCCAGAAAGGCACGAUGCUGGUUCGGGUGUGCAAGAAACCUGUCGCCAACAACACUACUGUCACCAACAACACUACAUUGAGCAAAGAUGUGGGUCCCCUUUGUGAGCUGAGGAGAAUGUCGGUGGCAUCGGUGAGAAGGGAACAAGUUCCCGAAGAUGCAGGGAUCCCAGAGGAUGUCCUGGAGAAAGUAGAGAGAGAUGGGGGCUGGAGAGCUGCUGAAAAUCCGACUGGAGCAGAUGAAAACAGAGGUGGGAGACAGAAACGAGAGGCAGGUGGGAACUGGACAGGGAGCAAUGACAUCUCACUAACUGCUGAAGAAUCAGCGAGACAAAGGGUCCAGUCUGAAGACUUGAUCUCUCCAGAGGAAGACAUGGGCGAAAACUACAUCUAUUCUGAAUCUGAGGGUCUUUCAGAUGAACUGUUGGACCUUGAAUACAACGUCACUGAUGGCAACACAACACAGGUCAAUCUGUCCUUCGAUUAUGAUGACUACAACAGUGAGGUGAACGGUUCAUCGGAAGUAGUUGGUGCAGAUUUAUUAGGUCCGCGCUCUGGAGAAACCAGGCCCCGUUACUACUACAUCGCUGCAGAGGAAAUUACCUGGGAUUAUGGCAUCAAAACGCCACAUCAGUUAAUUAAACCCAGAGAGAUGCGUCGGGGGAUGAGGAAGUUUCUGCCUAAAUAUGUGAAGGUGGUGUAUCGUGCUUACAUGGACAAAGACUUCAAGCAGCCCAUCUACAGAGGAGAGCUUCAGGAACACUUGGGAAUCAUGGGACCUGUUAUCAGAACAGAAGUUAAUGAUCUCCUCACAGUGAUCUUUAAGAACAAUGCAAAGAGACCCUACUCCUUUCAUCUUCAUGGCGUAUAUGACCGAAACCAGCAUGCUGGCCCCACACAGAGCAGCUCAUCCUCUGGUAUUCUCGGAGAACCUGUUAAUCCAGGAGAGACUCGGACUUAUAAAUGGAAAAUUAGCCAGAAACAAGGACCCUCUAAUCCUGAGUUUGACUGCAAGACUGGAGCUUACUACUCCACUGUGGAUAAGGAGCGGGACCUUCACACUGGUCUGAUUGGUGCACUUGUGAUCUGUAAGUCUGGAACCCUGCAGAAUCACUGCAACACGCAGCCAGGUAUCCAGGAUUUCUCCCUGCUCUUCCACACCUUUGAUGAAACUAAAAGCUGGUACCAUGAGGAGAACCUGCAGAAGUACUGCUCUCCUCCUUGUCAAGCCAACACAGAGGAUCCCUGGUACCAUACUAGCAAUAAGUUUGCAGCAAUAAACGGUUAUGUGGCCGAGACCCUUCCUGGUUUGAUCGUGGCUCAGCAUCAGCCUGUGAGGUGGCACCUUCUUAAUGUUGGAGGCGACAAAGAGUACCAUGCCGUGCAUUUCCAUGGUUUGCCUUUCACUGUCCAUGCUGAGAAAGAACACCGUAUGGGUGUCUUCAACCUUUUUCCUGGUGUUUUUGGGACGGUGGAGAUGAGGCCCCCCACGGUUGGGACAUGGCUAGUGGAGUGCACCAUAGGAGACAACCAGCUGGCUGGGAUGAGGGCCAAACUCUUGGUCUAUGACCCACGAUGUGUUUUACCUCUGGGAAUAAAAUCAGGGCGGAUUGAAGACUCCCAAAUUACAGCAUCAGAUCACAGCAAUAACUGGGAGCCAAGGCUGGCAAGGGUUGAUAUGACUGGUUUUUACAACGCCUGGAUGGGAAAAGGCAUCAAAUCAUGGUUGCAGGUUGAUCUUCUGAGGCCCACCCUGCUGCAUGGUAUACAGACGCAGGGGGUGAGCUCAAAGCUGAGGAAAUUCUACACCGCCAUCUUUAUAGUCUCUUACAGCCUCGACAAAGAGACUUGGACCACUUACAGAGGAAACAGCUCCAGUACCAGCAAGAUGUUUCGUGGCAACCUGGAUAGCUCCAAGGUAAAAGACAACAGCUUCUCUCCACCCUUUGUGGCACGCUACGUCAGGAUUCAUCCACACAGCUACCAGCAAAAACCCGCUCUCCGGCUGGAACUGUUGGGAUGCGACCUCAACAGCUGUUCUCUGCCUCUGGGACUUGAGAAGAGGUUGAUUCCCGACAGCGGCUUUAGUGCCUCAUCGUUUCAUUCAUCUUUGCUGCGAAGCUGGAGCCCCGGCCUCGCGCGCCUGCACCAGAGCGGCGGAGCCAACGCCUGGAGGCCAAAGAACAACAACCCCCACGAGUGGCUGCAGGUGGAUUUGGGGACCGUCAAACGGAUCACAGGAAUCAUUACCCAAGGCGCACGGUCGAUGCUGACCAAGAUGAUGGUGACGGAGUUUUCAGUCACAUUCAGUCUGGACGGACAUUCCUGGAGCAGCGUGUUGGAGAAGAGCUCUCAGAGAGAAAAGAUUUUCACAGGCAACAACGACCCAGACGAGGAAGCUUUCACAGUUUUCGAGCCUCCUUUGUUCGCUCACUACCUCCGUAUCCACCCACGUGGCUGGGUCAACGACAUCGCCCUCCGCCUGGAGGUGGUCGGCUGUGACACACAACGGGAGGUCGGAUACCGGCGAACAAAAACCCAGGCACCAGCAGCAGCUCUUCAGUAGCGAUGCAGAUUUAACUGGACCUGUUUUUUUUUCUGUGUAGCUUGCUGGAGAAUAAGAUAUGUUGCGCAGUUAAGUUACGUCUAAAGCUGUUUCCUCCGUAGCCAGAGCAUUGUUUACAUUUUCACUUGAUUUAUUUUUGACAAUGUGAUAUUUGAUUCUUGCAUCACAUGACUGUGAUCACAACCGUUUGAAUGUAAGCAGGUGUAAUAUUUCAGACUUUGGUUGCUGUAUACUGUUUGACUAGUUGUAUAACAUCGGAAAAAGCUGAAUUUUUCUGCUUUAUUUGAGAUAUUAAACUAUAAAUUUAAGAGAGUUGGCCUGUUAGUUAUGCCAUGACAGGUUAAAUGCUCCAGACAUGAGCACAAAGACAAAUGCCAAACACUUGUUUUCAUUUUUUUUCUUUAUUCCCAGAAAAGGUCUCAUGUUUUCUCCCCCUUUUUAAGUGCCCAGAACAAUCCUGAAAGUGUUGUUUUUACUUAUCCACCUCAACCAGGCCCUCCUGGCAGAGACAGUGGGCAGUUGAGCUCCACUAUUGUUCUGUUACAAGUUAAACUAUACAGUUCUGGUGCCCAGAGGAAGUACAAGUUUGUUCCCAGACAAAAUAAUUGGGUCGGAGGACUGAAAGGGAACUAGUAUGAUCAACACGUGUGGCUGUUUGUAUCAUGAGUCCUGACCAAAAUCUAUCACCUCAUUAUCAGUCAGGAAGUUUCCAGGCAGGCGGGAGGUGUCGUGUUUAGUUUGGAGGGCAAGAGCAGACAGGACCUGCGUUGGCAGGGAUGUGGCAGUAGCACACUGUAAGCUGGCUUUCACGCUUUAUCUCUCUGAAAACAAUAACUGCUCUCAAAAACACAAGCAGAGCAUCUGUAUUCAUCAGCAGAGGCCCGAUGGUCGGGACACAAGAUGGAAAGCAGAUGAAUCAGAGGAAAGCAGAGGCUAGGGGCUGUCACCCAGAUGUGAUGGCUUAUCGGCUGCGGUGCCGGUGUUCACAGCGUGUGAAAGCAGCAGCAACAACAAACACAGACUAGUCACAACUUUUAACAUUACGUCAAUUACGUCAUUUCCAUUACACAGCACCUUGGAAAUGUAUUAAUAACCUUUGAACUUCCCCCUUUUCCACACCUGAAAGUGUGGUGUGCAUUUGGGCUAAAAUAAACUGAUCAAACAAAACAAACAGUGUCACUAAAAUAAACAACAGAUGCUUAUAAAGCACAUUUUCCCCGUACAUAGAAUCAAUAUUUAUUGCCAAGUACAUUUUUACAUACAAGCAAUUCGACCUGGAGUACCCGGUGCAUUUUAAUAGAGAAAAAGUAGAAUAAAAUAACCAAAUAACAAUAAAGUUUAAAAGUCUUACAUAUAAAUUUUAAAAAGUAAGUUACAGUAUGUACCUAAGGUGCAGUUGUCACAAUCUGUCUGUGUUUGGGGUUUUGAGUUUGAGUACUGUUUACCUUCUCUGCACUGCCAUGUUCUUUAUUGGCUUUAUUUCAGUUCAUUCAUGUUUAUUAGAUUCAUUCUGGUGUUUAGGUGUUUGUUUCCUCUUGGAUUUCUAUGUUAAAUGUUUUAGUUUGUAUUUUCUUAUACAUCUGUUUUCUCCCUGCUCAUGUUAUGUUAGCAGUCUCAUUGUUUACUUGUUUCUGUUCACUUAGAUGUUUUCUGCUUCCUCCAGUGUUCAUUGGUCCAAUUCUCCACCCUACUUCAGUACUUAAACUCCCUGGUUUCAUUAUUUUCCACUGGUUCCUCCUGGUAACUACCCUGUUUGCUACCUGGCUCCCUGACAGUUACACAGUCUGGGUUACCAUUGUAAGUUGUUCCAGUGUGUUAUUAUAAUUAUUGCUAUUAAAGAAAAACUCUGCAACUCA
Molecule: messenger RNA, 6747 nt
Organism: Girardinichthys multiradiatus
Lineage: Eukaryota; Metazoa; Chordata; Actinopteri; Cyprinodontiformes; Goodeidae
Gene: f8
Product: coagulation factor VIII, procoagulant component
Exons: 27
Coding region: 56-4891 (1611 amino acids)
Molecular function (GO): oxidoreductase activity; copper ion binding
Source: RefSeq, a predicted model, not a curated record